AUGUCCGGCCAAACAAUAACCAUCAACUAUACCCCCGAGGGCCGUCUCUCCCUCCUGGAUGCCACCACCAAGCAACCCCUCUACCACGUCAAGGUCAGCCGGCAGACGCCGCAGAUCGAAAUGAUCCGGCUAACCGGCCACGAGGAGACGGGCGCCUUCCCCGAUGACGCCGACGCCUACUUUGCGUCCCGCGUCUGCACCGCUCAGUUCAAGAUAACGAGCCUAGACGUGAAGAUGCGCAUCCGGGAGCAGCGCGACGUAGAGUUGAAGCGGAAGAAGGUCCUGUCGACCAGCUACACGUUUGUGUCGCCCUCGCUGUCGGCGGGGUCCCCGGAGUCUUUAACCUGGGAGGCCGACUCGGAGAACAAUGCGGUCGGCAAUUUCAAGCUAGUGGUCGAGGGUCAGGGCACCGUGCUAGUUCGUUUUCGCAAUGCGACCUUUUCCACCGAGCAGGUUGGCACGUUCGAGGUGGCCAGUGGCCUCGAUCAGCUGGUCAAGGAUGAGGCGGUCAUCUCCGGUCUGGCGAUGCUAACCAUGAAUCAGAGUUUCCAUCUAGCCGGGAUGAUCAUGUUCAAGAGCCCUUGA
This is a messenger RNA of Penicillium oxalicum, 585 nucleotides long. RefSeq lists its product as uncharacterized. The coding region runs from base 1 to 585 and encodes 194 amino acids. The transcript has a single exon. NCBI's taxonomy places the organism in Eukaryota, Fungi, Ascomycota, Eurotiomycetes, Eurotiales, Aspergillaceae. The record is from RefSeq and is a predicted model, not a curated record.